Caenorhabditis angaria is the source of this 2037-nucleotide messenger RNA. Lineage: Eukaryota; Metazoa; Nematoda; Chromadorea; Rhabditida; Rhabditidae. The record is from the annotation of a GenBank genome assembly.
AUGCUAGGUGAGCUUGACGAAAAAGAAGAGAAUCUAGACUUGGGAGUUGGGAGAUACUGUAAAUGACGCGGGGUCAAAGUUGAUAUAACCUUGACAUAUCUAUUUGAAUAGAUAUAGGCUCUUGUAGUGGGAAAUGUGCAUUAGAGGGUAUUCACAUAGAAAAAAUAGACAUUUCAUAGUUUCGGGGAAAAAUUUGUAGCGACAGAUGUUUAGAGUCUCGAAACCAAUUAAUUUCUAAUGAAACUUGGUGGAAACAGGGAUAAUUGUAUCAUGCUAGAAAAGAUCGAAAAAGGAUAAUCCGAUUCUGAGAGGAUAUUAUCAAUCCGAAAAAAUAAGAACCUUGGAAGAGAACCGAGAUGACCUAGAAAACCAAAAUACAGUAGACUUCGCGAAAAUUUGGAGACUACAAAUUGGAGUCAAUUUGAAAAAUAAAAUGAGAAAUUUACACGCUGGCUAUUUGCAAACCAGUUUGAUGUGCAUGUGUCACGUCAUUAUUAGUCUACUGUGCGUGAGCGCCAAUUCAAACUGGGGUUCUUUUAUUUUCGGUUUGACAAUAUCUGACAUGAGACCUGGAUGACCAAAUUUCUAAUAGGAAUCAUGCAAAGUCCGAUUUCUUGCGAACAAUUCUGAAGCGGACAGGUUUGAGUAACUAAAUCGGAAUAUUUUGUGGCCCGAUUCAGUCCAAUUCUUACUGAAAAGUGCCACGGCCUUUCACAAAUAGGGAAAAUUGCAAGUUGAGAGAGAAAAUCAAAAUACGAAACACCAAAUCGAUUUGCAGUCCGGCUCUUCGUUGCGAGACCAAGCGCGGGAAACAUGUUUUUCAAAAACGUUUCCCGCGCUUGGUUUCGAAACGAUAGAUCAAAUUUUUAAAAAAAAUUCUAGUUUGGAUUUUUUUUAUUUUUUUUAAAGAUUUUUCUCGUUUUCUCUGGGUCUCUCUUGAUUUACCUGCUUGAAUUAGAUUUUUCACAAAGUUUGGUUAAAAAUCAAUUCUACAUAGUUUUUUUUUCAAACACCUUUCGCAAUAUUCCACAGAUUCUUUCAAAAUGUCUCUUUCUCUGGAGCUCUCUCAACCUAUCUACACUAAUCUAUAGAUCAAUCAGUAUAAACAGAUAAUAGACAGUGCUAAAAAGAGCCCCCAAAAGUAUAAACAACGCCGACUGCUACGCGACCGCGUCUAUUUAUAAUAAAUAAAAAUAUAGAUAUGAAUACAAAUCCGGUUAGAGAUAGAUAGAUUGACACAAAACUUUGUAUAUUUUGCAGAAUAUUUCACAUUGGUUCUAACGAUUUACAUCGUAACAGUAACAUUUUUGAUAUUUCCGACAUGUUGCGUAAGUGGAAAUACUUAGAAAUUUACCAAAAAAUAAGAAAAAAAACCGAAAAAUAUUCAGAAAAAGAAGGAAAAGAAGAAAAGAGGACGACGAGGUGGACGAAAAACGAAGAGCAAAAUUAGUAGACCUCAACCAGUGCCAGUUUUGACACAAAACAAUACGCCAACAGCAACAACACCAGUUGUUGCUAACACGCCAAUUGAAACACCUCAAACACCACAAAACGAGCCAAGUGCUGAGUCGAAAGAACCAAUGCGUAGUGAUAAUAAGGAGAAACCACUUCCAAAAGUGAGUCAGAACUGACAUUUUCAGGUUUUUUAAGCAAAUGAGUUGAAAUAUUGUGUUCUAAUGUUAUUCAUAUGAUAGAAUGGUCUAAGACGAACAGAAUGAUAUAGAUUUUACGUUAGCCGUAAGUGAUUUAGCGGCUUAUCGCCUAAAUAUCGACUAAACCUCGCUAAAUCACUUAUGGAUAACGUUAAAUCAUCAAAAUUUAUAUCAUUCUGUUCGUCUUAGACCAUCCUAUCAUAUGAAUAACAUUAGAACACAAUAUUUCAACUGAUUUGCUUAAAAAACCUGAAAACUGGCUGAAAAACUAACCCCGGAGCUCAUUUUCCAGGACGAUGAGGAUGAUGUGGAACUUACUCGAUGUCGAGAUUAUACUCCACAAAUAUUUGGAGAUUUACAACAUUUAUUCGACUUACUUUCAUGA